This is a messenger RNA of Cebus imitator (Panamanian white-faced capuchin), 1546 nucleotides long. It is a transcript of the gene SET, whose product is annotated as SET nuclear proto-oncogene. Gene Ontology annotation, cellular component: chromatin; nucleus. The coding region runs from base 595 to 1467 and encodes 290 amino acids. Lineage: Eukaryota; Metazoa; Chordata; Mammalia; Primates; Cebidae. Gene Ontology annotation, biological process: nucleosome assembly. Gene Ontology annotation, molecular function: histone binding; chromatin binding. The record is from RefSeq and is a predicted model, not a curated record. The transcript is spliced from 8 exons.
CAGGCAUCUAAUUCCUUUGUAAUUCUUGAUUGGGAAAUCCUUUUUUUCAACAUUAAUCUAUCCUUUCAAGCAGAGACAGGGAGGUCAGGAAAGAGCCAGACGGGGCGGUGGGGGUGUGGUUUACUGAGGAAUGUUCCAAGCUUAGGUGAGGCAACAGCACGUGUUUAAAUCUUCUGGAGUCCAAAAGAAAAAAAAAAAAAAGAUGAUAAGUUCUCAGCAGGGGCAGGCCUGCCUACCUGGGGGUUCGGGAACGAACUGGGGGAUAGGCAGGGGUUUAACGUGAAACCAGGAGGUCUAGAAAGUACAGAACUGCUCUCCUCAAGGAAGAACUUGCCCCCUCCCCCAAAGCCCUGAGUGCCCCUGCAGAGCGAGGCAAAGAGCAACUAAAAGAAAUUUCUCCUGAUUGGAGGGUGGGUGGGAUGAGGCUGGGGGAGGGGGCUGGGGUGUGUGUCCCACUGUCAUGUAAAUAUCCCUUCAAGGCAGGGCGGCUCCAGGCAGAUUUAAACCGCUGGCACCUGGGGCUGUCUCAGUGUUCUGCCUGCUUCCGGACGCGCAAGAAGACUUGUGCUCCGGUUCUCGGACUUCCCCAGCAGCAUGGCCCCCAAACGCCAGUCUCCACUCCCGCCUCAAAAGAAGAAACCAAGACCACCUCCUGCUCAGGGACUGGAGGAGACAUCGGCCUCUGCAGGCUUGCCGAAGAAGGGAGAAAAAGAACAGCAAGAAGCAAUUGAACACAUUGAUGAAGUACAAAAUGAAAUAGACAGACUUAAUGAACAAGCCAGUGAGGAGAUUUUGAAAGUAGAACAGAAAUAUAACAAACUCCGCCAACCAUUUUUUCAGAAGAGGUCAGAAUUGAUCGCCAAAAUCCCAAAUUUUUGGGUAACAACAUUUGUCAACCAUCCACAAGUGUCUGCCCUGCUUGGGGAGGAGGACGAAGAGGCACUGCAUUAUUUGACCAGAGUUGAAGUGACAGAAUUUGAAGAUAUUAAAUCAGGUUACAGAAUAGAUUUUUAUUUUGAUGAAAAUCCUUACUUUGAAAAUAAAGUUCUCUCCAAAGAAUUUCAUCUGAAUGAGAGUGGUGAUCCAUCUUCAAAGUCCACCGAAAUCAAAUGGAAAUCUGGAAAGGAUUUGACGAAACGUUCAAGUCAAACGCAGAAUAAAGCCAGCAGGAAGAGGCAGCAUGAGGAACCAGAGAGCUUCUUUACCUGGUUUACUGACCAUUCUGAUGCAGGUGCUGAUGAAUUAGGAGAGGUCAUCAAAGAUGAUAUUUGGCCAAACCCAUUACAAUACUACUUGGUUCCUGAUAUGGAUGAUGAAGAAGGAGAAGGAGAAGAAGAUGAUGAUGAUGAUGAAGAGGAGGAAGGAUUAGAAGAUAUCGAUGAAGAAGGGGAUGAGGAUGAAGGUGAAGAAGAUGAAGAUGAUGAUGAAGGGGAGGAAGGAGAGGAGGAUGAAGGCGAAGAUGACUAAUAGAACACUGAUGGAUUCCAACCUUCCUUUUUUUAAAUUUUCUCCAGUCCCUGGGAGCAAGUUGCAGUCUUUUUUUUUU